Molecule: messenger RNA, 384 nt
Organism: Oldenlandia corymbosa var. corymbosa
Lineage: Eukaryota; Viridiplantae; Streptophyta; Magnoliopsida; Gentianales; Rubiaceae
Source: the annotation of a GenBank genome assembly
AUGUCUAAAUCUGAAAUGAGCGGUAGCGACCUAUCGAUUUCUCCCGAUGAUGAUCAUCAUCUUGCUUUCCACUGGGAGGAUUUCAGCAACAAAUCUGAUAUUCAUGAUGUUAACGAUGAUUCUGAUGAUUCUGAUUUUGAUGACGACGAAGACUACAAGAUUGAGGAGGAGAGCUUUGAUGAUUUGUGCCCAUCGUUGCUGAAUCCUCCUGGAGCCCUGGGCGAUGUAAAGCAGGUCGGAUUGAAGAAGAUUCCAAUUGUGAAUGGUAAACUCAGUAGUGUACCUGAUGAUCAUGCCCAUUCUGCCACCGCCAGAUCAGAUCCUGAGAUUGUGGAUAAUGAUUUUGUGACUCGUGUUAGUAGUACUGCUCUCAAGUUCUUAUAA